AUAUUCGGUUAUGUAGAAGAAGAUAUUAAAAUUCCAGGUUUAGUUGACUCAUUGUCGGCAGAAGAAUUCACUUCCAAUUUAAACAAUUUAUCUGGAAAUUGGAAAGAAAGACACACAAAAGGAAAUGAUUUUUUGGAAUAUUUUGUUGAAUACAAAGCUGAUACAAUACGAAACAGCAUGAGUCCAGAACUGAGAAGUAUAUGUGGUCUAGGUUUCCCCCCAAAAACAUACACACAGAAUCCAAACGAAUGUAUAAAUAAAGUAAUAAAGGAAGAUUUAACGUCGAAAUGUGAUGCAUUUGAUUUUGCCAAGAAAAUGGAAGUAAAAGUGAAGCAGCAAGAAAAUGAAAUAAAACUUGCACUGAUUGGUAAGGGGGAAUAUACCUUGAAACCGGAAUACAGUCACUUAAAAAUAGAGGAAAAUCUUUAUUGGAGAAAAACGUCAACACAGAGAGAAGCAGUUUUUAAAAAACUGCUACAGGCUCCAUUAACCUCAAGAGUAUCCGGGGAUGAUACCAGGGAGAAGGAAAACAUACUGUCAAUGUCAGCAUCUGAUAGAGGUGUGUACCAGGAACAACAGCAGUCCUAUAGAGGACCAAAUGGAGUUUAA
Mytilus californianus (California mussel) is the source of this 609-nucleotide messenger RNA. RefSeq lists its product as uncharacterized. The record is from RefSeq and is a predicted model, not a curated record. The coding region runs from base 178 to 609 and encodes 143 amino acids. NCBI's taxonomy places the organism in Eukaryota, Metazoa, Mollusca, Bivalvia, Mytilida, Mytilidae. The transcript is spliced from 3 exons.